AUGGCCGUUGCGCAAAGGCUCCUCGUCAGUAUGUCCUGCGAGGCCGGCACGCCGCACUGGACGCUGACCGCGGUGGUUCUCCUGGGCUUUCUGCUGGGGAUCGUGUCAGCGUACCCUUUACCGAGCAGCCGGACAAAUGCAACUUUAUUGGAGAAACGAUGGGAGACCCUCUUCUCCCGCUCUGUACUGGGGAUCUCCGGGCAGAAACCGGAGCUGAACUGGGAGAAUGACUAUCUGCUGGGCAUCAAAAGAGUGCGGAGGCUCUACUGCAACGUGGGCAUCGGGUUUCACCUUCAGGUCCUCCCCGACGGCAGGAUAAACGGUGUACAUAAUGAAAACCAGUACAGUCUAAUAGAGAUAUCCACGGUGGACAGAGGAGUGGUGAGCCUGUAUGGGGUGAAGAGUGAGUUGUUUGUCGCAAUGAACAGCCGUGGGAGGUUAUACGGAACGAAAGUCUUCCAUGACGAGUGCCAGUUCAAGGAGAGCAUGCUCGCCAACAACUACAACGCCUACGAGUCUCUGGUUUACAGAGGCUCCUACAUAGCACUCAGCAAGCAUGGCCGCGUGAAGAGGGGCCACAAGGCCACCACUGCCAUGACUGUAACGCACUUCCUACCCCGGAUAUGAUGGCAAUAACAAACUCUUUUGCACAUGUGGAUUAUUUCCCAGGUAACAUAAAUACCAUAUACGUACGUACAAACACAAAAGACAACACGGACUGUAAAAGAAAGAAAUACCACUAUAUCUGAUAGUAUUUAUUCAAACUUUAUAUGUAUAUUUGGGUAGCUUCCUUUGUAUUAGAAAUUAUGGA
This is a messenger RNA of Trematomus bernacchii (emerald rockcod), 811 nucleotides long. Its product is annotated as fibroblast growth factor 6-like. Bases 1 to 627 code for a protein of 208 amino acids. Gene Ontology annotation, biological process: animal organ morphogenesis; regulation of cell migration; positive regulation of cell population proliferation. Gene Ontology annotation, molecular function: growth factor activity; fibroblast growth factor receptor binding. The transcript has 3 exons. The record is from RefSeq and is a predicted model, not a curated record. Gene Ontology annotation, cellular component: cytoplasm. Lineage: Eukaryota; Metazoa; Chordata; Actinopteri; Perciformes; Nototheniidae.